AUGUGCGGUGUGACUUUUGCUUGCAUUGCCAUGAUGGAGACCGGGUACAUGAACAUAAAUCCAGAGAUGCUGAAAGACGUAUUGGCUGCAUCGUCAGGAGACUACAUCUUUGUUGCUUCCUAUGUGCUGACAGAUCCAUCAGAGUCAGAAAAGCAAGGCUCCAUAGAGCGAGUCUUCGGAAAUCUUGGCCGGUCCGAGGUCACAUUUCUACUUCCGCCUUCCCAGCCAAUCUUGACGAAUACAUCACUGCAUCUGUCAUUCACGAACUACGAAAUGCCACUAAAUGUCGGCCCAAGAGCCCUGUGCGACACGCUUGCAGUUUUGGUGGAGUCGCUUGUGUCCAUUAUGACGGGGGCAAACAUAUCGGUGAUUUGGACGUACUUGUCCAUGUUCGCCAACAAGCGUUUGGAAAUUGUUUGGUGUGAACACUGCCAAUCCGAGGCAAGCGAUGAGAUGACACAGUUCAAGGGGCAAAGCGAAGUCAUCUCUAUUGGUAGCUGGGCUGAGCUCUUCGAUUUCCCCAUGAGAGCUUCGAUCGUACGGGCUUAUGGAAAUUGA
Molecule: messenger RNA, 558 nt
Organism: Verticillium dahliae VdLs.17
Lineage: Eukaryota; Fungi; Ascomycota; Sordariomycetes; Glomerellales; Plectosphaerellaceae
Exons: 2
Coding region: 1-558 (185 amino acids)
Source: RefSeq, a predicted model, not a curated record